This is a messenger RNA of Drosophila obscura, 3204 nucleotides long. It is a transcript of the gene RluA-1, whose product is annotated as RNA pseudouridylate synthase domain-containing protein 2. NCBI's taxonomy places the organism in Eukaryota, Metazoa, Arthropoda, Insecta, Diptera, Drosophilidae. Gene Ontology annotation, molecular function: RNA binding; pseudouridine synthase activity. Gene Ontology annotation, biological process: pseudouridine synthesis. Bases 416 to 2656 code for a protein of 746 amino acids. The record is from RefSeq and is a predicted model, not a curated record. The transcript has 11 exons.
UCGUUCGCACCGUUGCGGACGUUUUGGAUUAUAAAAUUUGAAAUUGUAACUCACAAAAGUCUCCGGUCAUAACUCGAUCUGUCCAUCAUAUACACGUCGGCCGCGGACUACGAAACAACAGAAAUUUUGUAUUGUGUUAACUUGGUUGUUUGUCUUGUUGAACAGGGGAACUGGCCGUUUUGAGAAAAUCAAAUCCUAAUGCCGACCUGCCAACGACGAAACCGAAGGUGCUAACUCGUCCAACUUUUAAAAACUCCCGCGCGUGUUAUAGUAGAUGGACUGACGGCUGACAAGAUAUAGCCUUAUUUCAGAACUAUUUUUCUUUAAAAUUUACCCUUGCCUAUUAAAUACAUAAAUACUAUAAGUGCAAAAUUAAACAACUACCGUUUACUGCUGAAAAACAAUAGCAACAAAAAUGCAGAACUCCCAAUCGUCUUGCGCUUGGUAUCUGCCAUGGUCUCUGGCCGCGCAGCAGCAUCAGCAGAAAAUAAUGCAAAUGCAGGCGCCGUUUUUGGAUAAAAUGGGAACUUCGUCGGUGGGAGGUAUUUUCGCAACUCAGCCUCAAGUCCAACAACAACUAUCACCAAACACGGCAGCAGCUCCUCCGUCAAACUAUCAGCAGCCGACUUUGCAUCCUAGCGCAGCUGCCGGAACCCACUUCCCGAUGAGUUCCGUAUAUAGUUUUGGGCCAACAUUACUAAGUGCAACCCAGUUGGCAAGCUACCCAGGACAGCUAAAUCCGUGUCCCCAGUCACACCACCACAGUCACACACAAACUCAUUUGAUGCCAUCUUCCAUGUUCUCGUCCUUGCCUGUGAGUGCAUACUAUGCACCAGCUUCAGGAGUCUCCGUGGCUCAACAACAAUCACUUCUGCCAUCAGCUGGACGAGGAUUGACCCAUCAGACAUCGUCUCUGUCCAUGACAGUACAACCAGACCCGCGAGCAUCCUCGUCGGCAUGCGCUAUCGUUCAGCCACUAAAUUGCCUGCCACAAGAUUUUCAUCACCUGUCGUCUAUUAACCUCAACAUGAGCAGCGUCAUUGGACUGAGGAACCAAGCAUCUGCUCUCUCAACCAUUAAAGUUGUACCAAAUGUUGAAUUGUUGAUAAACAAAAAGGAUAUAUUAACGAGGGAGUCCGAAAACGAGAAACUGAAAAUUCCAGAAAAGAGGAAAACUGAUAAUAGCGAUUCAAUUAAGGAUUUAAAAAAAGCCAAACUUGAAACUAAAGCUCUGAAAGCCAAAAGACCCGGAUUUACGGAUGAGCGAUAUCAAGAGACAUCCUACUAUAUUGAAAAUGGUCUUAGAAAAGUCUACCCAUACUACUUCACCUUCACAACGUUCACGAAAGGACGUUGGGUGGGAGAAAAGAUUCUGGAUAUAUUUUCUCGGGAGUUUCGCGCUCACCCUUCUGAAGAGUACGAACGUUGUAUUCAAGCAGGCACAUUGACAGUUAACUUCGAGAAAGUCUCUAUUGACUACCGGCUAAAACACAACGAUCUUCUUGCAAAUAUAGUUCACAGACACGAAGUUCCUGUGACGUGUCACCCAAUUAAAAUAGUGCAUAUGAAUGAGGACAUUGUAGUUGUUAAUAAGCCUGCAUCAAUACCUGUACAUCCUUGUGGCCGCUAUAGGCACAAUACAGUUGUUUUCAUACUCGCUAAGGAAUUCAACCUCAAGAAUCUGCGCACAAUUCAUAGGCUUGACCGCUUAACAUCCGGCCUAUUACUAUUUGGACGGAGCCCAAAGAAAGCACGACAAAUGGAGCAGCAAAUUCGCAAUAGACAAGUAGAAAAAGAGUAUAUAUGUAGAGUGGAGGGAAUUUUUCCAGACGAAAUCUUAGAAUGUAAGGAACCCAUUGAGGUAGUAAGUUACAAGAUUGGGGUGUGUAAAGUCUCGCAACGAGGGAAAGAUUGUACCACCACUUUUAAAAAACUUUCACAAAACGGCAAAACUAGUGUGGUACUGUGCAAACCACUUACUGGACGGAUGCAUCAGAUCCGGGUACAUUUGCAAUAUCUAGGUUAUCCAAUUCUUAACGAUCCACUAUACAAUCAUGAAGUCUUCGGCCCAUUAAAGGGGCGUUCUGGGGAUAUCGGUGGAAAGUCAGACGAUGAACUUAUACGAGAUCUCAUUAAUAUCCAUAAUGCAGAGAACUGGCUAGGAAUAGAUUAUGAUUCCGAUAUAUCUAUAUUUAAAAAUUCUAAGGACGAAACAGAUGGGGAGAGCCUUAGCAGCGACCAAAUUUUCGCUGUUCAGCAUAGCGAUGACGACGUGGGUGUGAAUUCACGGGAAACUACUCCGCCUUGCGUAGAUCCUUCCCGAGCUGAAGUGAACGUCAAAAAAUUAGAGCCUGCCAACGUUUCGAGGGAAUUUUCAUGUACUGAUAUGAAGGAUCCUACCAAAGUUUCGUCAGUACUGCAGACAUCCGAUACUACCCACGCUGUCGAGGGUGGAAAUGUGGAUGUUGGUAUUAAGCUAAAUAAAAUCACAACAGAUGCGCAUUGUUAUGAGUGCAAGGUGCACUACCGUGAUCCAAAGUCUAAGGACCUUAUCAUGUAUCUGCACGCUUGGAAAUAUAAGGGUCCUGGAUGGGAGUACGAAACUGAAUUUCCUUAUUGGGCUCGGACAAAUUGGGAGAACUCAGAGUCUACUUAAGUAGCAAUAAAUACUGUCAUAUAACCUUGUAAAGGGGGACUUUGACUAAAUAUUGGCUAAGCACAGAUGAAAGCAUAUUUGACCACAUCGAGUAUAUGACUUCUGAUAAGAAUGACAAACAAGAGGUGUCCGUCUGUCAGCUUCUUUCAGUUAAAGCUAUCUAGCCGAAACAUUUCACAGACCUCUCCAUACAGUUAGUACAGCCGUUAGGAACCGCCAAGACAAAAUAGGUAAAGGCACUAUAAAUCGAAAAAUAUGUUUUUGUUAGAGGAUAUGUCUCUCUUUAUGAAUAUAAUGUAUCGUGUACUUUAUAGCCAAGUCAAAUUGACUAAAAUUCUGAUAAAUUUUCAUAUAGCUGAUAAACAAGUGAUAAAGAGGUAUGCUUCGGCCCCCGAAACUAGCCUUUCUUUGAUUUUUUUAAGUUUAUAGAUGUACAUAUUAAUUUACUAUAAUCUUAGAGAUACAUAACUAUAUAUUAGGCUGGGCCAAAAAAUAAUUUUUUCCAAAUUCAAACGGGACACCCCCUAGUUUUGUUACCUUGGAUUUAA